AUGGCAGCCAGUAUUACCCAAUCAGGGCAGACUGCAGCAGGCUGGACACUCAGAGACACUCUCCUCUUCAUCACCUUCAUCACCUUCAUCACAGAGACCGAGACUGUCUUCAUCAUCUUCAUCAUCUUCAUCAUCCUCAUGUACACCGUGCUCUUCCUCCUCUGUGGCGCUCUGACGCCGGCUCUCUGCUGUGAUUGGUUCAAUCAUCAGUUUCGUCACCUUAACGGCGAAUCACUGAAGCUGCUGCAGCAGAUGGGCGAUCAGCUGACGGAGGCGGAGGACAGUCCCGUUGCUUUCUCCUACAGACUCUAUGAACGCAUGAGGAACACUCAGGUGGAGGAGUCCCAGCUGCGUUUCAUCAGAGACAGUCUGCAGCUUAUUUUUGACCUCUAUCGCCACGGCAACCACUCCUCCGUUACCUGGGAUACCGACAAGAGCGAGCGCUUCCUGAUUCAGACGCACAGACAGAUAGAGGAGCUCAACCAAUGUUUUUCUACUGAAAGACACGUCAGCGUCAAGCUGAGAAAGUACUACAAGAGACUCAGCAAGAGCACUGUGGAGCGCAUGGGGGGCAGUGCUGCAUCCUGGGAGCUAAUCAGGCAGGAAACUGCACAUCACCUGGAGCAGUUGGACCUGCUGGUUGCCUCCAUGGCCAGCAGGAGGCGCAGCAGGAGGCCCUCUGCAGUCUCCGUCACCACCAGCAGGAGGCGCUCUGCAGCCUCCGUCUCCAGCAGGAGGCGCUCUGCAGCCUCCGUCUCCAGCAGGAGCCGCUAA
Molecule: messenger RNA, 774 nt
Organism: Scomber scombrus (Atlantic mackerel)
Lineage: Eukaryota; Metazoa; Chordata; Actinopteri; Scombriformes; Scombridae
Gene: ifnphi1
Product: interferon phi 1
Exons: 7
Coding region: 1-774 (257 amino acids)
Biological process (GO): defense response
Cellular component (GO): extracellular region
Molecular function (GO): cytokine receptor binding
Source: RefSeq, a predicted model, not a curated record